CCGAGGGGCGGAUCCGCUCUCAUCGGGGCUUCCGCGGCCCCGCGCUUUCCCGUCCAGUGGGGUUCCGGGCACUUUGCGAUAUUUCGAGCACGCCGUCGGGUACCGGGGGAGGUCGGACGCCCUCCCCCCUGGCCGGGCAGGAGCCCUCGGGGUCCCGCGGACUCCGGCGGGUCGCUCCCUUGAAGACUUCCACCUGGAGGGGGGGCGGUCGGGACCCCCUCACCCAUGCGGGAGCUCUCCCGGCCCGGCCGAUCUCGCACCCUCUCUCCCUUCCGGACUUCCGUGGGGGGGGGACCCCCUCCGGGCUCCCGCUACUACCGGGGCGGGAGAGCUCUCCCUCCCGGGCUAGGAAUCUCCCGGAGGCUGCCGGAUCGCUCCGUGUCCCGCGUGCCCUCGGAGCCUCCCGGGGGACCUCGCUCCGAUCCCGGCCGGCCCCGCGGAACUCCCCCCGGCCGCGGAGGGGCAGAUCCGCUCUCAUCGGGGCUUCCGCGGCCCGCUCCUUUCCGAUCCAGAGCUCCACGGUCCCCGUCUCCCCCAGAUCUCCUGGAGGCUGCCUGGCGGGGCCGUGUCCCGCGUGCCCUCGGAGCCUCCCGGGGGACCUCGCUCCGAUCCCGGCCGGCCCCGCGGAACUCCCCCCGGCCGCCGAGGGGCGGAUCCGCUCUCAUCGGGGCUUCCGCGGCCCCGCGCUUUCCCGUCCAGCGGGGUUCCGGGCACUUUGCGAUAUUUCGAGGACGCCGUCGGGUACCGGGGGAGGUCGGACGCCAGCCCUCCCCCGUGGCCGGGCAGGAGCCCUCGGGGUCCCGCGGACUCCGGCGGGUCACUCCCUUGAAGACUUCCACCUGGAGGGGGGCAGUCGGGACCCCCUCACCCAUGCGGGAGCUCUACCGGCCCGGCCGAUCUCGCACCCUCUCUCCCUUCCGGACUUCCGUGGGGGGGGGGACCCCCUCCGGGCUCCCGCUACUACCGGGGCGGGAGAGCUCUCCCUCCCGGGCUAGGAAUCUCCCGGAGGCUGCCGGAUCGCUCCGUGUCCCGCGUGCCCUCGGAGCCUCCCGGGGGACCUCGCUCCGAUCCCGGCCGGCCCCGCGGAACUCCCCCCGGCCGCGGAGGGGCAGAUCCGCUCUCAUCGGGGCUUCCGCGGCCCGCUCCUUUCCGAUCCAGAGCUCCACGGUCCCCGUCUCCCCCAGAUCUCCUGGAGGCUGCCUGGCGGGGCCGUGUCCCGCGUGCCCUCGGAGCCUCCCGGGGGACCUCGCUCCGAUCCCGGCCGGCCCCGCGGAACUCCCCCCGGCCGCCGAGGGGCAGAUCCGCUCUCAUCGGGGCUUCCGCGGCCCGCUCCUUUCCGGUCCAGAGCUCCACGGUCCCCGUCUCCCCCAGAUCUCCUGGAGGCUGCCUGGCGGGGCCGUGUCCCGCGUGCCCUCGGAGCCUCCCGGGGGACCUCGCUCCGAUCCCGGCCGGCCCCGCGGAACUCCCCCCGGCCGCCGAGGGGCGGAUCCGCUCUCAUCGGGGCUUCCGCGGCCCGCUCCUUUCCGAUCCAGAGCUCCACGGUCCCCGUCUCCCCCAGAUCUCCUGGAGGCUGCCUGGCGGGGCCGUGUCCCGCGUGCCCUCGGAGCCUCCCGGGGGACCUCGCUCCGAUCCGGGCCGGCCCCGCGGAACUCCCCCCGGCCGCCGAGGGGCAGAUCCGCUCUCAUCGGGGCUUCCGCGGCCCCGCGCUUUCCCGUCCAGCGGGGUUCCGGGCACUUUGCGAUAUUUCGAGGACGCCGUCGGGUACCGGGGGAGGUCGGACGCCCUCCCCCGUGGCCGGGCAGGAGCCCUCGGGGUCCCGCGGACUCCGGCGGGUCGCUCCCUUGAAGACUUCCACCUGGAGGGGGGCGGUCGGGACCCCCUCACCCAUGCGGGAGCUCUACCGGCCCGGCCGAUCUCGCACCCUCUCUCCCUUCCGGACUUCCGUGGGGGGGGGACCCCCUCCGGGCUCCCGCUACUACCGGGGCGGGAGAGCUCUCCCUCCCGGGCUAGGAAUCUCCCGGAGGCUGCCGGAUCGCUCCGUGUCCCGCGUGCCCUCGGAGCCUCCCGGGGGACCUCGCUCCGAUCCCGGCCGGCCCCGCGGAACUCCCCCCCGGCCGCGGAGGGGCAGAUCCGCUCUCAUCGGGGCUUCCGCGGCCCGCUCCUUUCCGAUCCAGAGCUCCACGGUCCCCGUCUCCCCCAGAUCUCCUGGAGGCUGCCUGGCAGGGCCGUGUCCCGCGUGCCCUCGGAGC
Protopterus annectens (West African lungfish) is the source of this 2249-nucleotide messenger RNA. RefSeq names its product basic salivary proline-rich protein 2-like. Lineage: Eukaryota; Metazoa; Chordata; Ceratodontiformes; Protopteridae. The record is from RefSeq and is a predicted model, not a curated record. The transcript has a single exon. Bases 226 to 1845 code for a protein of 539 amino acids.